This is a messenger RNA of Gymnogyps californianus (California condor), 4041 nucleotides long. RefSeq names its product formin homology 2 domain containing 1 (gene FHOD1). Gene Ontology annotation, cellular component: cytoplasm; cytoskeleton. Lineage: Eukaryota; Metazoa; Chordata; Aves; Accipitriformes; Cathartidae. The record is from RefSeq and is a predicted model, not a curated record. Gene Ontology annotation, molecular function: actin filament binding. Gene Ontology annotation, biological process: cortical actin cytoskeleton organization; actin filament network formation.
CAGCUUCCCGGAGCCGCGGCGAGCUCCGGUUUACGCCGUGGCGGAGGCGCUGGCCCUGGGGGCGCAGCUGCCCGCCUUGCACCGCCUGCUCGGGGCCCCGCUGCCGCUGGAGGACUGCACGCUGCAGGUCUCACCCUCCGGACACUACCUGGACCUCGACUUGUCCCUGCUGGAGCAGAAGGAUGACCUGGAGGGUUUCUACGAGGAGGUCAGGAAGGGGAGACGGCCGACCCUGAUCCUGCGCACGCAGCUCUCAGUCCGAGUCCAUGCCAUCAUUGAGAAGCUGUACAACUCGCAGGGGCCGGAGCUGCGGCGAUCCCUCUUCUCCCUCAAGCAGCUCUUUCAGGAGGACAAGGACCUGGUGCCGGAGUUCGUGAACCUGGAUGGGCUGACGUGCCUGAUCAAAGUCGGGGCAGAGGCCGACCAGAACUACCAGAAUUACAUCCUCCGGGCCUUGAGCCAGAUCAUGCUCUUCGUGGAUGGGAUGCAGGGUGUCAUCAACCAUAACGAAACCAUCCAGUGGCUGUACACGCUGUCGGGAAGCCCGUUUCGCCUGGUGGUGAAGAUGGCGCUGAAGCUGCUGCUGGUGUUCGUGGAGUACACGGAGCCCAACGCCCUGCUCCUCAUCCACGCCGUCAACGCCGUGGACAGGGCGAGAGGCACGUGCCCAUGGUCCAACCUGAUGGCCAUCCUGGAGCAACGCAACGGGGCUGACACGGAGCUGCUGGUGUUCGCCAUGACACUGAUCAACAAGACGCUGGCAGCCCUCCCAGACCAGGACACCUUCUACGACGUGACGGACUGCCUGGAGCAGCAGGGCAUGGAGCGGGUGGUGCAGCGGUACCUGGGCAGCAAGGGCACCGACCUCGACUUGAAGCAGCAGUUCACGCUCUACGAAAGUGCUCUCAAGCUGGAGGAUGGGGUGGAGGAGCCACCCCCGGGAGGGCGCAAGGAGCGGAGGAGGACAGAGGAGGGCCGGCGUGGGUGGCGAUCCCAGGGCAGCUGCCCGGAGCCUGGCCCUGAUGCCCAGCCACUGCUGGGGUCCCCUGGCACCCCAAAGGCCCCCACCGAGGACACCCCGGCUGUCCCCGUGCCGAGCAGCCCAGCAGAACCCUGUCCCAGCAGCGUCUACAACAGCGCGUCCAGCGUGCGGCUGGCCCUGGCCUCCCCGCCGGCUGAGAAGGAGCAGCCCCCAGGCCCGGGCGAGCGCAGCAUCUACAAAGCUCGCUUCUUGGAGAACCUGGCCGCAGCCCAGAAGGAGAAGAUCUCUUCCAUGGCCAAGGGACGGCUCGAUGUCCUCGGCGAUGCUGCGCUGGAGCAUCCCACCGCUCUCGCAUGGGACAGGGAGAGUGGCACCCCUGAGCCUGGGAUGGAGCCACCCAGCAUAAGGUCUCGCCUGGCUCGGCUGGACACCACCGACUCCUGCAGCACCAUCUCCUCUGACACCAAGUUUAUGCUGGACAUGCUCUACGCCAAGGGCUCCUCAGAGCCGGGGAGGGAGAAGGUCUUCCCCGAGGUCCAGUCGUCGCCCCUGGUCCAGGGUGAGGUGGAGAUGGAUGCCGAGGGAGGUGGCAGCCAGGAGCAGGAGGGUGCCUGGCUCCGUGGCAGGGCUCCAGACGGGCCAGUGGCCAGCGCCCACGCCAAGCUGGCGCGUGCCAUGUCCAGCAUAGAUGCUGAGACCCACACGCAGGAGCUGGAGAACACCGGGAUGAUGCCCAUCAAGAAAGAUGUGGAGCUGACGUGGGAGCGCCUGGAGGCCAGCCCCGUGCAGCUGAAGAUCAAGGACCUGGACUUCACUGAUUUGGGGGAAGAAGAAGACUUUGACAUCCUGGACACGGGGCCCAUGGCCAACGGCUCCUUCCUCUCUCCUGGCAUUGAAGCAACGAGCGCUGGAGCUCUCAUGGUUCCCCCUCCACCUCCUGCGGUCCCUGGCUGCCCGCCACCUCCACCUCCACCUCCUAUGGUCCCUGGCUGCCCACCACCUCCACCUCCUGCAGUCCCUGGCUGCCCACCACCUCCACCUCCACCUCCUGUGGUCCCCGGUUGCCCGCCCCCCCCAGGGCUGCCAGGCCCCUCAGCAACAGAUGGCCCCUCCCAGGCCAAGAAAAAGAGGACAGUGAAGCUCUUCUGGAAGGAGCUGAAGCAGCUGGAUGGCACUGUGGGGCCGGGCAGGUUCGGCCAGGCAACACUGUGGGCGUCCCUGCAGAACGUCGAGAUCAAUGCUGCCAAACUGGAGCACCUCUUUGAGUCCCGGUCAAAGGAAGUGCCAACUUCAAAGAAGGCCAUCGAUGGGAAGAAGGUGGUGGUGGUGCUGGACCCCAAGAGGAGCAACGCCAUCAACAUUGGCCUCACGGUGCUGCCACCCGUGCACAUCAUCAAGACGGCCGUGCUCAACUUUGACGAGUUCGCGGUCAAUAAGGAAGGGAUUGAGAAAAUCCUGACCAUGGUCCCGACCGAGGAGGAGAAGCAGAAGAUCCAGGAGGCCCAGUUGGCCAACCCUGAUGUGCCCUUGGGCUCUGCGGAGCAGUUCCUGCUCGCCCUGUCUUCCAUCAGCGACCUCACGGCCAGGCUCCAGCUCUGGGCCUUCAAGCUGGACUACGAGAGCCUGGAGCAGGAGAUUGCAGAGCCACUCUUUGAUCUGAAGAUGGGCAUGGAGCAGCUGGCCAGAAAUUACACCUUCAAGUGCAUCCUGGCCACGCUGCUGGCCAUGGGCAACUUCUUGAAUGGCUCCCAGAGCAGAGGCUUUGAGCUGGGCUACCUGGAGAAGGUCUCGGAAGUGAAGGACACGGUGCACCGGCAGUCCCUGCUCCACCAUCUCUGCCAGAUGGUGGUAGAGAAGUUCCCAGAAACCACUGACCUCUACUCAGAGAUUGCCUCCAUCACCCGCUCCGCCAAGGUUGACUUUGACGAGCUGGCCAACAGCCUGAUGCAGCUGGAGCGGAGGUGCAGGGCCUCCUGGGACAACCUGAAGGUGAUUGCCAAGCAUGAGACCAAGCCGGUGCUGAAGAGCAAGCUGACAGACUUCCUCAAGGACAGCACCCAGCGCAUUGUCGUCUUGAAGGUGGUGCACAGGCGCGUCCUCAACAGGUUUCGCUCCUUCCUGCUGUACCUGGGGUACCCGGCGAGCGCGGCGCGGGACGUGAAGGUGACACCCAUCUGCAAGCUGCUGCGGGAGUUCGCCCUGGAGUACCGCACCUGCCGGGAGCGUGUCCUGCAGCAGCAGAAGAAACGGGCUGCCCACCGCGAGCGCAACAAGACCCGGGGACGGCUCAUCACUGAGACCGAGAAGUUCUCCGGCAUCGCCGAGGCUGCUUCACCGCCCGCCGUGGUGUCCAGCGGCCCCGAGGAGCAGAUGGAAGCGGGUCACGAGAGCAUGAAGAGCCUGCUGACCUCCCCUACGGAUGCCCCUGUCCGCCGCAGCCGGGCCAGCCGGGGGACAGGACACGCCACUCCAGCCCAGGGCUCUCCAGCCCAGGAGGACGUUCCCAGCUCCCCAGACGACGCUUCGGAUGAAAUCAUGGACCGACUGGUGAAAUCGGUGACUCACAACGCCAACCCUCGGCCCUGCGCCAACAAGGAGCGCAGGAGGUCCCGCGGCAAUAGGAAGUCCUUGAGACGGACGCUGAAGAGCGGGCUCAGCGAUGACCUGGUGCAGGCGCUGGGCCUGGGGCGGGCACCCGGCAUGGAGGUUUGAGGGGGCCGAGGGGCCUCGUGCUGCUCCCCACCGCCGGCAGCCCCCAGGGCAGGACGUGGUGGCAGCCCUUGCUGCUCCAGGACUGGCAUGCUCUGCACCCUCCGUCUUGCCUUGCUUUUCCCUGCUGGCCUCCAGCUCCCGGAGCUGCAGGCUGCAGGAUGGGAGUGAUGCCCCGGAGCUGCUCUGCGGUGGCCGGGAUGGAGGAUGCUCAGCGCCCAUGUGUGGGUGUGGAUACUCGGGAUUCAUCUUCUCGACAGUAUUAGAGGGGUCAAGGGGCUGGACCUAGACCCCAUCUGGGAAAUGGGUCUGGCCCAUGACCCCUGUGGCAAUAAAGUGAUCUGACACGC